This is a messenger RNA of Aspergillus pseudotamarii, 1025 nucleotides long. RefSeq lists its product as uncharacterized. The record is from RefSeq and is a predicted model, not a curated record. The transcript has 2 exons. NCBI's taxonomy places the organism in Eukaryota, Fungi, Ascomycota, Eurotiomycetes, Eurotiales, Aspergillaceae. The coding region runs from base 94 to 864 and encodes 256 amino acids.
CCCUUCUGCGGCACAUUGAGACCCCUUAUAACUUGCUCUUAAGAUCCUCCGGUGGUGACCGGUCUAGCUUACACCCUCACGCUGUGGUAAAAGAUGGAUGACUACUACUCCAGCCCGCCCGCUGGUUUCACUCUUCGGAGAAACGGCACCUGCGCCGCGAAUGAGAAAGAUUGCGGCAGCCCCUGGGGUGAUUGGCAUGAUUGUUGUCCCGAGGGCACGUAUUGCCAAUCUGAAAGGAGUGAUAAUGAUAGAAAUGUCUGUUGUCGUACCAAGUCAGGGUGCAAAGCAUUAAUCGAACAAGACCCGCACUGCGCCAACAAUGAGACCUGGGACCUGUAUAACAAUAAUGGUGAUUACUUUUGCUGUCUGCAGGGGAAGCGGGGCUUUGUGCAAACCUUUAGCGAAGGUGGAGCAGGUAUUGCCUGUGCUGAUCCGGGGAGCGGGGAACUCGAUAAUCCUUCGCAGAGUCUACUGAAUCUCAUUGCAAGUGGCACUCCAUCCGCAUCCGCAUCCGCAUCAGCAUCAGUGACACCAUCCUCGUCUGCUAUACCAACCGAAACAAACACAGAUCCCCCGGCCGCCACAGAAUCAAAGUCUGGCACAUCAUCUAGCAAUGCCGGCGCUAUUGCUGGUGGUGUUGUUGGUGGUUGUGCUGGCGUUGCACUUAUAAUUGCAUUGGUUUGGCUUCUGCUGCGUCGACGACGACGGAAAGAGGUCACUCCUAUCAUAAACCCCAGUGCUGGCAUAUCGGCUGCAGAGCACAAAGGUGUAUCUGUAGCGGAGCUUGAUAUUAAUCCGGCUCGCUCAGAGCUAUCUGCCGAUCCUAAUACAAUGGCCCACGAGCUGCCUGUUAAUAUGCGUUAAUCGGAACAGGCGCGGUGAUUGUAUAUGUAUUUAUCACAUACAACCUCAUCAACUUGGGAGCAGGAGGAUGAUCAAAGGCAUUUCGGCUGUGAUCCUCUGUGAUAUUAGGUUCUCUUUUCUUGAUACCCCCUGGUGUAGAAUAUUACUUUCUAGCCUCAUGC